Molecule: messenger RNA, 4384 nt
Organism: Calidris pugnax (ruff)
Lineage: Eukaryota; Metazoa; Chordata; Aves; Charadriiformes; Scolopacidae
Gene: CHID1
Product: chitinase domain containing 1
Exons: 23
Coding region: 844-2067 (407 amino acids)
Biological process (GO): carbohydrate metabolic process
Cellular component (GO): extracellular region
Molecular function (GO): oligosaccharide binding; chitin binding
Source: RefSeq, a predicted model, not a curated record
CCUCUGCCCCGGCUCCUGGCGCCGCCGGGGUAUCCCCCGCGGGACCCCGGGCGGUCCUGCGGCCCGGGAGGGGUGGCUGCUUGGAGGCUGGGUACCGGAGAUCGGGCGGGGGACGCGAUUAGCAGUCACCGCCGUCAGGGCAAACGGGCUUAGGCCGACGUCAGGGGUGGCAGGCCUUCGUGAGGGGUCGGCAGAGCGGCCCCAACCGCUGGGUCCGUGGGUGAAUCCAAAUGCUCCCCGCUCAGGAAUGGCCUAAUUCCUUCCUCACCCGUGCCCUUAAUGAUCGAGAAGUUUUACGGUUUCUGAAGGAGAAAUGUCGGGCUUUGCAGGUAUCUCAGAGGAUGUAACUUCUGAGGGAAAAGAGGGAUGACAGAUUAGAAGACAAGAAAAUUUCACUUAAUCUGUAAACUUUGAACAGUCUGUUAAUCUAGUAUUUUAUUUCUAAAAUGCAGAGAGCAGUGUACCAACCCUCUGUGGUACAGUAUGUAAGAUCAUGCUUUCCACAGGAUGGACUGAUCCUGACCGACAGCACCUCUGUCCUCCAGCCCGAAAAGGUGUUCAAACUCAGGGCCACGUCUUUCUCAUGAAAGCUAUGAACAUGCGGAGCAACACAGUCCCACGCCACAUCUACUCCUGAGAUUGAAGACAUUUCAAGGUUAAACUGCCUUAAACAUGCCAAAGAGUGCUAAAGAAUGUUCAUGAAGAUCUUCAUCACACAAGAGGGAAUGAUAGAGAUGAAUGCAUCAGGAGAAAAUAAGGUAGUCUUCCAGUUCAGCUUCUGUGAGGUUGCACCAAGAUGUAAUGACGACAGAAAGCAGGUCAAGAAGAGAGAUUUGAGCCCUAAUGUUUUCAGGACAGAAGAAUAUUGAAAUGGGAAAGAACACCAUGAGGCUUCUCUGUACUUCACUUUCUCUUGCCAUGAUUUGCUGGCUGGCUGAAGGUACCCUGUCAAAAACAGAUGCAAAGAAAGGUUCUACAAAAAACCUGGAAGAAAAGAUGCUGCAUUCUGAUAAAAGUGUGCAAGACCGGGGACUUGUAGUUGUGGAUCCCAAAGCAAAGGAUAUUGUACUGGAACACAGAAGUUAUUGCUCCAAGAAUAUGAAGGAAAGACAUUUCUUGGGAGAUGUUCUGGGAUAUGUUACUCCUUGGAACAGCCAUGGCUAUGACAUUGCUAAGAUAUUUGGAAACAAAUUUACACUGAUCUCACCAGUCUGGUUACAAGUGAAAAGGAGAGGGAAGGAAAGGUUCCAGUUCACUGGGCUCCACGAUGCUGAUAAAGGCUGGAUGAAAGAUGUUAGAAAAACCUCCAAAACCAUCAAAAUAGUGCCUCGAAUUUUGUUUGAUGGCUGGACUUAUCAGGACUUCGAGAGUGUGUUUGGCAGCGAGGAUGAGAUAGAGGAACUUUCCAAGAACAUGGUUCUACUAGCCAAGAAUGAAAAUUUUGAUGGUUUUGUAGUUGAAGUUUGGAGUCAGCUGGGAAAUCAAAAGCAAAAGGAGUUGAUUCACUUGCUCAUUCACCUUUCUGAAGCUCUGCAUGAAGCACAGCUUAAACUCAUACUGGUCAUCCCUCCUGCAGUUGCAGCAGGGACCAACCAGCCGGGGAUGUUCACAAAGAAAGAAUUUGAUCAGUUGGCCUCAGCAAUAGACAGCUUCAGUCUCAUGACAUAUGACUAUUCAACACCACAACGACCUGGUCCGAAUUCCCCUAUUCCCUGGGUACGAGCCUGUGUUCAGGUACUGGAUCCUGAUUCAAAAUGGAGGAAUAAAAUACUUCUAGGGCUGAAUUUCUAUGGCAUGGACUAUUCUGCUUUGGGAGCCUCUGGGGAGCCAAUCCUUGGUAGCAGGUACAUUGAAACCUUGAAGGAGCACAAACCAAAAAUUGUCUGGGAUGAACAAAUUGCUGAACACUACUUUGAAUACAAGAAAAAUAAAGGAGGAAAGCAUGCCAUCUUCUACCCAACACUGAAGUCCAUCCAGUUGCGCUUAGAUCUUGCAAAAGAAUUGGGCACUGGAAUAUCCAUCUGGGAACUGGGACAAGGCCUGGAUUAUUUUUAUGACCUGCUUUAAAAUAAGAGAUGAUCUGGGAAAGACUUUAUUUGCUUCACUGAGACUCCACCUUCAAUUAAUUUGGCUAUCCUGGAGAGGUGAUUUUUACAACGUUUUUUAUAAUUUAUAUCGUAUCUGUAUUAAACUUGCAAUUUUUUCCCAAUAAAGAACCUUUUCUGAUUUGCCAUGUAGGCAUGAUUGUUGGUAUCUGAUAAAAUUUAGAGAAAAAUAAAACCACAGAAAUUUCUUUUAAAGCUCCUGAAUUCAUAGUCAUUGAAAAUAGACCAACAUAGCUGGGAUGCCAUUAGAUUUGAAAAUAUUUUCUGAAAUUUUUUCUACAAGAAAUAAAAUGGACAAGUUGAUGCCAUCUGAUUGAAGUUUAAGACAGAAACCUCUCAAACAGUUGCUGAUUGUAACCAAAGAGAAUAAAGAAAUCCAUCAGAUUAUGUCCAGCAAAUUUAAUGUCUGCUGGACCCUCUGCAUCUUGCUGUCCUCUGAUAAGUUCAAGAUUCCUGUUUGUAUCUAAGUAUCUUAUCGAGACAGAAAAAAGGACCUAUCUGACUACUUGCAGGAUCACAUGGACCAUACUCCUGGGAUAACAGCACUGCAUCUUAACUCAGGAAACGUGUCUCUUGUGGUCAGUGUGCAUGGAAGAGAAGUCAGAAGAUCAUGAUGUUUCACUGGUUUCCUCCAAUCUGUAAAUUCUGUACAUUAUGGUUACCUCUGCUGCGCAUCCACCUCAAGAAGGACGCUGCACUCCAUGUGACCAGUGACACAUCAGCUGUGACAUGCUGAGUUCUUUUAAAAGUCAUGGAUCUCAGCAGUUUUCAGUAAUGUUUAAAUGACAUAUAAAUUCACCCCCACUGCGCCCUGGAUUGAUCUCCUGUGAGGCUGUGAGAGUGCUGAAGGUUGGAAGAUGUAAGAGAAAUCAGUGUCUGUACAACUCGUAACUGUUUUCAUCAUCUGAGUAUUCCAGUGUCCUUCAGUAGCUCUGUGAACCUGCAGGGGAGUAGAUGGGAUUGCAGUCUGAAGAGGACAGGAAAGCAGUCAGAACAGGAUGAAAGCAGGAUCAAGGAAAAAGAGGUUGCCCUUAAGAGGAAAAAGAAAUGGAUGUAAAUUUACCUGGGAACAGUUGCAGCGACAAAAUCCAAAGAACUGAGGAGACCUGCCCACUGGGUGGUGGGAACUCUGAGCUGUCAGCAGGAGCACCUGUGUGUUACAAACUAUAAACCACGGCAACAACUAAUGGUACAUCUAACCUGGAAUCAUGUCUCUAUGCAGACGGUGACACGUGGGGAGGUAACCUGGCAGCUGGUGCAGAGGUUGCCUCCGUGCAAUCCUUUCCUAACAUCCGUUUGCGGAUCAGCCCCUCCAAUGCCGUUUCCUUUGCCUCGCCAUGGGCCGUGGACAAGGAACCAUUGCUCUUUGGAGGUUUUCUUCUGUUUAAAGACAAGGCUGCUUCUUACCUGUGCCAGUUCAAGUACUGACUUUUUAUUUUCUUCCUCCUUCAGUAAAGUGGGGUGACUCACAAAAUCUUCAGAAAGAUAGCAUUAUACACAGUUCAUAGUACAAAGGGGGGGAGAAAAAAAGGUCAGAUGAAUGAACAUGAAGGAGAUUUCUCCUGUGUCCUUUGGAGGAGGAGCAGAAAGAUCGGGAAUGGUAUCUAUGCACAGUAGGUGUCUGCCUUGACUACCUGACAAUACAUGGUCAUUGCAAAGGUGAGUCCGAGAAUCUGAGAAAAAAAACACACAACAAACAAUUGUUUUUCAGUAAGUAACCCCUCCCCCCUCUAUUUAUUGAAACAAAAAAAGAGAGAAAAGCAUUCUUACACUGGUUUGUUCACACACAGGAAGACAUGUAACAUGUGUCUUCCUGCCAGCUCAUGUCCUUGUUCUGUUCCUAGUUUCUGUCUGCUUUUUGUCCUUACCUGUAUUGCUGUUUUACAGAAUGAACAAUGGGAGCAUUGGAGAGUUGAUUUCUCCAUGAAAAGCAGCCAUCAGAUACUGAGAAGAGAUGUGUGCACACGUCCCAGUGGGGGAAUCACUGGAGACUGUCCAUGCAUUAAUCAUCACCAUCAACGCCUCAUCAACAAUGUAUGUGUCUUUCUACUCAGCCUAUUCAAGAGAAGCAGCAGGGAGGUGGUGGUUCUUCUCCCAGCCCAACUAUUGACCUGCUGUGCCACCUCUGGUAGAUUACUUCAUCAGAAAAAGGGAUGGGGAAGAGUGUGUUAUUUUCCUUCCAGUUGAAGUACUUACAUGAAUGUACUAAAUGGUUGUUGUAUUCAUUUGCAACACCACUGUAAAAAUUGUCACUGAAAUAAAGGUUUGCCAGGUAGAAA